UUUUGACCCUCGCAUCAUUUCGCCUCCCAAUUCGAUGCUAUCCUUUGCUUGAAUUGCCAUGCCAUGCCAGCGGCAGCUGCCAAGGGGACGAAGGUCUACGCCUUCCUGACAUUUCACGUGAGGACGGGGCGCCUCGCGGCCUUCUGCGACGCCUGCGCCGAGCUCCUCAGCGCCUCUGCCAAUGACGCGGGAAAGCUGAGGAUCGCUUUGCAUCGAGAGCUGCCGUGGGCCCGCUCCAUCUCCAACGAGGAGUUCAUCCUUUUCAUGAUGGAGCAGACCUGGGCCUCCGGCACUCACUUGGAAGAGCAUACAUGCUCUCCACACGCUGUGCGCUUCAAUGAAGCCAUCCUGAAGCAGAGGAUGCUGGUCACUGAGCCCAGCGUGAGCAUCUUCGGGGAGCCCCUGAGCAGCACCCAGCUGGCGGAGCUGGGCGCGGAGGCCUCCGCACAAGAAGCCGCGGAGGCUACGCUACAUGGCGAAGAGGUGUGAUUUGCAUUGUGAGUUGUGAGCUGGUAGCUGCAAACUAGCUAAUACCAAGACAAUAUACUCUAGGCAAUAUAAAACGACGUCACCGACGUCACCUGAAAUUAACGAGCAAGCUGAAAUUAAGGUAUAUGGUCAUACUAACAUCACACACACACACGCAAAACACACACACACACACACUUCAUCGACUUCACAGUCCUGGCAGAGAUUUUGGAGGCGCGGGCGGGCGUGGGCACUGGAUCUAGGACUGGAUUUGCAUGGGGAAGAGGAUGUCAGUCAGUUGGAGUUUUGCUUGAGUUUUCGGGCUCGAGUUUGCAAAAAAAAUAAGAAGUCAUGCCUCACCUGCUCACUCUCCACACCACUAAAAAACACUGCCCAAUUUCGAGGUCGGGAAGUUUUGAAGUUCUUUUAGUUGUGCCCCCCAUGAAGCGGCCCUCCAGCCAUGAUGAGUGCCCAACAACACCUACGGACCGCGUUCGGCCAAGCGUGUUCCCUAGCCCCAAAGCCUCUCAGAGACGGACCAUUCAGCCAGAUCUUGUGGACGGAAAAGAUCCUUGGAACUUGAAGUAGUGAUGGUUUGGUUGUUUUCCCUUUCACACCCAACCUGACUGGUUCUUUCCUGGCCAAAUCGUUUUUGGGCCUAGUUCGCCGAACUAGGAUUUGAGGCCUGGCGGCCUUGAAAGUGGAUUGUUGGGGCUUUAUCAGGUUGUAGCUCGGCAAACUACGCUGGGAAAAAUUGGUUUUGGCUAGCUUUCCUUUGCGUGUUGUCAAAUUUGCAUGUACUAGCC
Durusdinium trenchii is the source of this 1274-nucleotide messenger RNA. Lineage: Eukaryota; Dinophyceae; Suessiales; Symbiodiniaceae. The record is from the annotation of a GenBank genome assembly.